Fusarium proliferatum ET1 is the source of this 717-nucleotide messenger RNA. RefSeq lists its product as uncharacterized. The record is from RefSeq and is a predicted model, not a curated record. NCBI's taxonomy places the organism in Eukaryota, Fungi, Ascomycota, Sordariomycetes, Hypocreales, Nectriaceae. Gene Ontology annotation, molecular function: catalytic activity.
AUGGAGUUGAUACAGCUCUCACAGCCUUCAAAGUCCCUUCAUUUCCCUUACCAAACUCUUGUAUUUGCCACCGUAUGGGACCUUGCCUCCCUGAACAUCGUCUUGGGCCUGAAUAGCGAAGCCUCAAAGCCCUUCAAAGCCAUCGCUACCGCUUUAUGGGCCUUCACUGCUUACUACGAUGAAGAGCUCACCACGGUCUAUGGAGUAGAAUUUGGCUUCGAUUCAAACUUUACUGCAAAGGUCGCAUCAGCCGGAGCUCAUGGUACCAAAAUUGAAGACAUCAUACCGGCUCGCGGUCUAGGUCAAGGAAUUGAGAAGUCAUUGUAUCCUUUGGACGAACAAAUUCACCGCCUGAAGCUAGCAGUUCGAUCCGUAGCUGACGCAGGCCUUCCUGAUAUUGUAAUAAACGCCCACUGUGACGUGUUCGCUUUGCAAGACGACCUCAAGCUGAAUCACGAAACGUGUAUGAAAGAGGCAGUGAAGCGUGGCAAAGGAUAUCUAGACGCUAGACGCGGAUAUGGUGCGGGUUUUACGGAAGGUGACGUGCAGACCGCGAUACGCCUAGGCCAGACUCGGGCAGCACUCUCAGUGUUACAGCUGGCUAAGCUAGGGGUUGCCAGAAUCAAUGUUGGAUCCGGCCUCUUCCAGAUAGCCAUGAAUGCUGCCAAGAAAUCCGCCAUUAGUGUCCUUGAAGGCGGGCUUCUGGAGGAAGUUUAA